GAAAGUCCUUUCCAACCUAAAGAUUUCCAUGAUUCUGAAGUUUCCUGUUUGAUUUGGUCACUGAAGUCAACUCAUCUCAGUACAGCCCAGCCACGCCCCAGCUAUUCAGGACUCCCUAAUUGGGCUCUGAUUGCCGGGGCUGUGCUCAUCAAAUGAGGAGUUACAUGUUUGCUUAAGGACCAGGAGCUUCUGCUGUGCCACUUCUGGCUCACAGGUGUAUUUAUAGACCCAGCCAAGCCGUGGAUUAUUUCCGGGCUGUGCUGCUGCAGCCAGGGCUGGUGUGCAGACACUGCCAUGGUGCCCGGGCUGUGUUUGUGAGCACCAGGCUCUGCUGGGGCUGCUCGAGGAGAAGGAGCAGAGGCUCCGGGCAGGGUGCAGAGCUGCUGGGGUAGAACUGUGCAAGCCGCUAGGCUGGCUUGGUAAGGCUCGGCUUAGUCACUUCCUUUGGGGACUGGGGAGGAUGCACCUCCUGUGUGGGAGCCCCACCUGAGCCUCAUGCUGGAGUGAAAUGUUGAGGUGCUCUCUGCUCACCAGGAAUGGUCCAGCGGGGCUGGGUGUGCUGGGCUGGGUGUGCUGGGCUGCUCGGUCACACACGGCGAGAAGAGCCAGGCAGGGCUGAGCUGCUGCAGGAGAUGAAACCGCGCCCAGCAAAGCCCGGGGCACAAACUGUUCCCAUCCUACAGCUGCUCCUGAAACCCCUCGCAGCAGUCACUGGGAGAACCUGAGCUUGCUGGGAGCCGGGCUUGGGAGAAAAUCGCCGUCGCUGUGUCCCCGUGGUGCCCUCGGUCACGGCCUGGAGCUGGCCAUUGCCUUUGAAAGAAGGAUGUCCCCUGAGUGUGACGCGGUGCUGUGGCUUGUCCCUCGGAUUCCCCGGCUCGACGAGUCCUUACUCAUCCCCUUGUUUGGAGGAGGGAUUUCACGAGCCCUGUCCGACCCCGUGAGGAUAUUUCUGGGCUGAUGGAGCAGCAGAGCAGGAGCUGUGGAUGACAGAGGCGUGCCCGGGCCGGGCUCAGCUCCUGUGCACAGAGCCCAGAGGCACCUGCACAGCACCGAGGCGUGUCAGGAAACCUGAUGCCUCACCUCUCCAAUGUGGAGGCGGAGGGAGGAGGGCCCAAAGACAUGUCCCUUCACGCUCUCAGCAGCUGAAAACAGAGAAGGAAACGUGCUAGAGCCUUUUCCGCCAGCGCAGGAAGCCUCCCUGUCCCGCUCUCACCCCAGGAGCCCUCCCGCACUCCACUACUCUGGGGGGGUGGCUGUCCCGCACCCGCCGGGCGAUGAACAUCGCAAGGAGAAGAGGCUUUUACAGACAGGAGGUGAACAACACGCUCUGGGAGCUGCCCAGGAGAUACGCAUGCCUGCACCCGCUGGGCUCCGGGGCCUACGGCUCCGUCUGUUCAGCCAUAGACAAGAAGACAGGGGAGAAAGUGGCCAUCAAGAAGCUGUGCCGCCCGUUCCAGUCCGAGAUCUUUGCCAAGAGAGCCUACAGAGAGCUGAUGCUGUUGAAGCACAUGCAGCAUGAGAAUGUCAUUGGGCUGCUUGAUGUCUUCACCUCCACUGCCUCCUACCAGGGGUUCCAGGACUUCUACCUGGUGAUGCCAUACAUGCGGACAGAUUUACAAAAGAUCAUGGGACAUGAAUUCAGUGACGAAAAGAUCCAGUACCUGGUCUACCAAAUGCUGAAAGGGCUGAAGUAUAUUCAUUCAGCUGGCAUCGUCCACAGGGACCUGAAGCCAAGUAACCUGGCUGUGAAUGAAGACUGCCAGCUGAAGAUCCUGGAUUUUGGCUUGGCCAGGCAGGCUGAUGCUGAGAUGACUGGCUACGUGGUCACACGGUGGUACAGAGCCCCAGAAGUCAUCCUGAACUGGAUGCAUUACAACCAGACAGUGGAUAUCUGGUCUAUUGGCUGUAUCAUGGCAGAAAUGCUGACUGGGAAAACACUCUUUAAAGGAAAAGACUACCUGGAUCAGCUGACCCAGAUCCUGAAGGUAACAGGGCACCCAGGAGAGGACUUCUUGGAGAAGCUGGAGGACAAGGCGGCAAAAAGUUAUAUCAAUUCCCUUCCUAAAAUCCCCAAGAAGGAUCUGUCUGUGCUUUUCCCUAAAGCAAAUCCUCAGGCUGUGGACCUGCUGGACAAGAUGUUGCAGCUGGAUGUGGAAAAGCGUCUCACGGCAACAGAGGCCUUGGCUCACCCCUACUUCGAGCAGUUCCGGGAUAUUGAGGAGGAGACAGAGGCACAGCACUCCUAUGAUGAUUCUCUGGAACAUGAGAAGCUUUCAAUAGAGGAGUGGAAAAAGCACAUUUACAAGGAGAUCCUGACCUUCAGUCCCAUUGCACGGAAGGACUCAAAGAAGAGAAGUGGGAUGUCAUUAUAGCAACGGCUGCAGCUGUGGCUGGGACUCAGUUCUCCUUGAGGACAUCACAUUCACUCCACACUGCCUUGCUGGUGGCCAACUUUUGGCUUGUGGGACCUCUCUCCGUGUGCCAACACAAGGAUGACACUGUACUGUGGGCAUUGGACUUUGUUCUACUAAAGGGGAAGCACCCCAGAUAGUUUUAAACAUAAAAGACAAAUAUAUUCUUGUUGAAACUUUAACUGGGACAAUUUUA
This is a messenger RNA of Catharus ustulatus (Swainson's thrush), 2607 nucleotides long. RefSeq names its product mitogen-activated protein kinase 13 (gene MAPK13). The record is from RefSeq and is a predicted model, not a curated record. Lineage: Eukaryota; Metazoa; Chordata; Aves; Passeriformes; Turdidae. Gene Ontology annotation, molecular function: ATP binding; MAP kinase activity. Gene Ontology annotation, biological process: protein phosphorylation; MAPK cascade. Gene Ontology annotation, cellular component: nucleus; cytoplasm. The transcript is spliced from 12 exons. The coding region runs from base 1275 to 2372 and encodes 365 amino acids.